Molecule: messenger RNA, 1408 nt
Organism: Cornus florida
Lineage: Eukaryota; Viridiplantae; Streptophyta; Magnoliopsida; Cornales; Cornaceae
Product: membrane-associated 30 kDa protein, chloroplastic-like
Exons: 11
Coding region: 131-1126 (331 amino acids)
Source: RefSeq, a predicted model, not a curated record
AAGGUGAAAAAAAAAAACACUGAAACGAGAGACCUUAUAUAUGUUUUUCUCUGUAGGAUUUGAUACCCUUUACUAAUUUUCGUUUCGCGAGUCGUUGUUGAAAGCAACAUUGGUUCACGAUCAGAAGAAGAUGGCACUGAAAGCACCAAUUACAGGGUUAGGCAUGGCUUCAACACCCUUUGCUCCAUUACAGGUCCCCUCUUCUAACAGGCUCGUCAUCGUCAGGGCACAACCUCUCGGAACAUGUUUCUUUGGUAAUGGAGUUCGAAAAGUCGCAGGAAUUCAAUUAGCUCAUUUCAAUAGAACCAAAUGCAAUUAUCAUGGCGGGGGUGCUCUUGGUACUCGGAUGAACCUAUUUGAUCGAUUUUCCAGAAUUAUCAAGUCAUAUGCGAAUGCAAUUGUAAGCACAUUUGAAGAUCCAGAGAAGAUCUUAGAACAGUCCGUGCUGGAAAUGAAUGAUGAUUUAACAAAGAUGCGUCAAGCUACAGCAAGAGUUCUUGCAUCACAAAAGCAGUUGGAAAACAAAUAUAAAGCUGCACAGCAAGCUUCUGAAGAUUGGUACCGAAAAGCACAACUUGCUCUUGGGAAGGGGGAGGAGGAUCUUGCCCGUGAAGCACUUAAACGGCGUAAAUCUUUUGCGGAUAAUGCAAAUGCUUUGAAGGCUCAACUUGAUCAGCAGAAGGGUAUUGUUAAUAGUCUUGUCUCCAAUACACGGCUUUUGGAAAGUAAGAUACAGGAGGCAAGGUCAAAGAAAGAUACUUUGAAAGCACGUGCACAGUCUGCAAAGACUGCAACCAAAGUGAGCGAGAUGUUGGGGAAUGUAGAUACAAGCAGUGCUCUUUCUGCUUUUGAAAAGAUGGAGGAAAAAGUUUUGGCUAUGGAGUCUCAAGCCGAGGCACUUAAUCAGCUAACAACUGACGAUCUUGACGGAAAGUUUGCACUGCUAGAGAGCUCUUCAGUUGAUGAUGAUCUUGCAAACUUGAAGAAAGAACUGUCCACGAGCAAAAAGAAAGGAGAGCUUCCUCCUGGGAGGUCCAUUAGCAGUACAAACUCUUCAUUUACAUUUCGGGACACCGAGAUUGAGAAUGAGCUGAAUGAACUAAGGAGAAAAGCGAAAGAAUUCUAGGAUAUCCAUGUUCUUGUUAAUAUGUCUUUGAUUCCCAACAUAGGCCUAAACUCCAAGAAACUGGUUUUUCUGCAACAGAUAAUUCGAUGUGCAAAGAGGCAUGUUUGAGUUUACGAAAUGAAAUUGAAGUUCAUAGAGGGAUGUUAAUGAAGGUUGUUUAUAUCCAGAAACUAGCUGGUUACUGACCCAUACUAUACAAGCAAUCUCGUACUUUAUUUCUUUACAUUUUAGGCUCUAGUCACUCUAUAUUGUUUGCCAGUAAAAGGUUUCUUCUUUGAUUCC